AUGUAUCCAACCUUUAAUAAGAAUUCGACUUCGUAUUAGUACUUCCACAUGUUGAUAUUAUUUUACCAAAAAUCCACAAACAUUCAUUCAUUCAUUCAUUCAUUCAUGCUUCUUUUGAUUGUGUUACAAAAUGAGAUUGAAAAACAUUAUUACAAUUACAUUGAAACAUUCAAAUUCACUUCACACUCAUGCCUUUAAAAUUCCACAACAUCACAGCAAUAACAACUACCUUAAACUCAUUCAUUCAUGUAAACAUUUGAACCCUCUCCUCCAAAUCCAUGCUCAUUUCCUUGUCUCUGGUCUCUUCCGCCAAUUCAACUCACCUCAAUCAACAUUCACAAACCCAUCUCUAAUUCUUUGUAAUUCAUUAAUUAGAGCUUAUUGUAAAUUUCAAAAGUUCCAUAAAGGUAUAAACUUGUAUCAUAGAAUGUUUGAAAUUGGACUUAAACCUGAUAAAUAUACAUUUACCUUUGUUUUGAAGGCUUGUACUGGUGCAUUAGAUUUUCAUGAGGGUGUUUCUGUUUAUAAAGAUGUGGUUUUUAAAGGGUUAGAAUGUGAUGUGUUUAUUGGGACAGGUCUUAUUGACAUGUUUUGUAAAAUGGGUCAUUUGGAUAGUGCAAGGAAGGUGUUUGAUAAAAUGCCGAAGAAAGAUGUUGCUUCUUGGAAUGUGAUGAUUUCGGGUUUGUCGCAGAGCUUAAAUCCUUGUGAGGCGUUGGAAAUGUUUUGGAGGAUGCAGAGGGAAGGUGUGGAGCCUGAUACUGUGAGUAUAUUGAACAUUGCGCCUGCUGUUUCUAGAUUAGAGGAUAUUGGUUGUUGUAAGUCCAUUCAUGGUUAUGUUGUUAGGAGAAGUAUUUGUGGUGUGGUUUUGAAUUCAUUGAUUGAUAUGUAUUCUAAAUGUGGUGAGGUACAUUGGGCUCGUCGGAUAUUUGACCGGAUGCGGGUUAUGGAUGAUGAUGUCUCAUGGGCAACAAUGAUGGCUGGAUAUGUACAAAAUGGUUGUUACUUUGAAGUUCUUCAAUUGCUUGAUAAAAUGAGGCAUGAAAAUGUUAAGAUGAACAAGGUAGCAGUUAUAAAUGCUCUUUUGGCAGCUGCAGAGAUGAGAGACCUGGAGAGAGGGAAAGAAGUUCAUAAUCGCGCUUUACAGAUGGGGAUAAUGUCAGAUAUUGUUGUUGCUACUCCAGUAGUGAGCAUGUAUGCAAAAUGUGGUGAGUUGAAGAAGGCUAAUGAAUUGUUUCUGAGUCUUGAAGGAAGAGAUUUGGUUGCUUGGUCUGCUUUUUUAUCAGCUCUUGUCCAAGCUGGAUAUCCUGAAGAAGCAUUGUCUAUGUUCCAAGAGAUGCAGCAUGAAGGUUUGAAACCAGAUAAAGUGAUUCUGUCGAUUCUUGUUUCCGCUUGUGCAGAAAGUUCAAACCUUAGAUUAGGCAAGAGUAUGCACUGCUAUGCAAUUAAAGCAGAUAUGGAAUCUGACACAUCAACAGGAACAACCCUUAUUUCAAUGUACACUAGAUUAGAAUUAUUUACUUAUGCUAUGACACUAUUCAACAGAAUGCAAAAUAAAGAUGUUGUGGUGUGGAAUACUUUGAUAAAUGGGUUUACUAAAUAUGGCGACCCACGUCUUGCAUUGGAAAUGUUCCAUCGAUUGCAAUUAAGUGGGAUUCAACCAGAUAGUGGAACCAUGGUGGGUUUGGUUUCAGCUUGCGCCAUUAUGGAUUACCUAGAUCUAGGAACAUGCUUGCAUGGAAAUAUUGAAAAGAGUGGUUUUGAAUAUGAUAUUCAUGUAAAAGUUGCUUUAAUGGACAUGUAUGCCAAGUGUAGGAGCCUUUGCUCAGUUGAACAGUUGUUUCUCUUAACCAAGCAUGUAAAGGAUGAGGUAUCUUGGAAUGUGAUGAUUACAGGGUAUCUGCAUCAUGGAUGUGCCAAUGAAGCAAUUUGCACUUUUCGACGGAUGAAAUUGGAAAAUGUCAGGCCUAAUUUAGUCACAUUUGUGACCGUACUUUCUGCCGUAUCAUAUUUGUCAAUAAUAAGAGAGGCCAUGGCUUUUCAUGCCUGCAUAAUCCGAAUGGGAUUUUUAUCCAGUUCCCUUCUUGGAAAUAGUCUCAUAGAUAUGUAUGCUAAAUGCGGACAACUCAGUUAUUCUGAGAAUUGUUUUCAUGAAAUGGAAAACAAAGACACUAUCUCAUGGAAUACAAUGCUUUCGGCCUAUGCAAUGCACGGCCAAGGUGAACUUGCCGUCGCUUUCUUUUCCCUAAUGCAAGAGACUAAUGUACGUGUUGAUUCUAUUUCCUUCAUCAGUGUAUUAUCUGCUUGUAGACAUGCUGGUUUAAUUCAGGUAGGAAGGGACAUUUUCACAUCCAUGUGUGGAAAGCACCACAAUGUUGAACCCAAUAUGGAACACUAUGCCUGCAUGGUUGAUCUUUUGGGCUGUGCUGGUUUAUUUGAUGAAGUUUUGAGUUUAAUUAAUAAAAUGCCAAGAGAACCUGAUGCUCAAGUUUGGGGCGCCCUUUUGGGAGCAUGUAAAAUCCAUUCCAAUGUUUCCUUAGGAGAGGUUGCCCUGCAUCAUCUCCUUAAACUUGAACCAGGAAACGCAGCUCAUUACGUAGUUUUGUCAGAUAUUUAUGCUCAAUGUGGUCGGUGGAAUGAUGCCAGAAGGACAAGAUCACAUAUGAAUGAUCACGGAUUGAAGAAAAUUCCUGGUUAUAGUUGGGUUGGAGCUCACAAACAAGUUUCAUGCCUUUCUUGCUAGUGAGAAAGCUCAGACACUUAGUUAGCACAGACUAACAGUUUACUUACAAAUGCAAUGGAAUAUUUUCUUUAAAACCGAACAAAGUAGAAGGUAUGCAAUCAAAGUUCCUCUUUCAAAUUAGAAAUGGAAAAGAAGGCUACAAGAAUCACUAUGUUGUGUAAUCAUGUGCAGUAGAAUUUCAACACAUUGUCAUUAUGUGUAACAUUUGGAAACCUGGAAUGUCUAUCCCUGUAAGCUGUGUAAUUUUUGGAAUCCUCACUUUGCAUUGCCUAGCAUGUGCUGUUAUACAGCAGCUGGAGGUGGUAAUGGAAAGAAGCGACGAUGAUAUGAAUGAUUUAGUGCGCUGAUCAAAUCUGCUUCCUAGAAUUAGGAUUGCAAACGCUGCAGAAGUAAGAUCAAAAGAACAGUCUAAUUCUACAGAAGAUAACAACAUUGGGAAUGAAGCCAUUGGAAGUUAGCCGCGGUCGCAAACGUCCUGAACAGAAAUACUGGAGAGUACUGCCUGUUUUGCGUGUUGGUCAGAUUUCACAUUGCUUCUAUGAGAAACAGAUGGAAGGUUAUUUUGGACAAUUUGGAAUUAUCAAGAAAAUCAAAGUUACGAGAAAUAAAAAGGUUGUUUCCCGAAUGGAUUUACUACGUAUGUGAGGAUUACUCAGGUAACAUUUCAUUCUCAGCCUCCAGAAAAGAGAAUUUGACAGUUGAUCCUAAGCUUGCCGAAGCUCUAGCCAUUCAUUGGUGCCUGCAACUUGAAAAGGACCAAAAUCUGAAGUAUACUAUAAAGCAUGAGAAUGAAGGGAGAGCAAUUUUUGAUAUAUGUUAAGUUAUAUUUUGUGUAAAGAGUCUAGCUUCAAUAUUUAUUGUUCAACAAUGAUUCAAACAAAUAUAUUACCAAUAGUAGAAGAAACAUGUGGAAAAAUAAACGAAAAUAGGUUCAAUAGGUUGUUUCUUAUUGUUUUGUUUGCAUGAAUCGACCCUCUCAACUUAUCCACUAGAGAAUGCCUUUUUAAUGCAGCCACCAAUUAAUUUUGAGAUUAAAUAGGUUCUUUCUUACUGUUUCCUUGGCAAAUUAUAGAAUUUGAUUGUAAUAAUGAUAUUUGUCAAGGAGAAAACCAAAUAUUGCAUUAAAUCUUAUAAAUUGCCAAUUAUUCAAAUC
Messenger RNA from Trifolium pratense (red clover), 3893 nucleotides. RefSeq names its product pentatricopeptide repeat-containing protein At2g39620. The transcript is spliced from 3 exons. The record is from RefSeq and is a predicted model, not a curated record. Lineage: Eukaryota; Viridiplantae; Streptophyta; Magnoliopsida; Fabales; Fabaceae. The coding region runs from base 131 to 2740 and encodes 869 amino acids. Gene Ontology annotation, molecular function: RNA binding; protein binding. Gene Ontology annotation, biological process: RNA modification.